UCUGCAGUGGUUUGAAAACAGUGUCGACCUGCAGGAAAGGUUAUGAAAAAAGUAUUUUGUACAUUUUCCAAAAUCGCAGUUUAUAUCGUUCCCAGUGGGAUGGGGUUGCAGUAUAAAGAUAUUCACGAUAAUCCGCUAUUCAACAGGCAUUUAGGACCUUGGGCUUCUCUGGGACUGUCGGGGCGGAAAUAGUGUUCCGUGUUCCCAUCCACCCGUUCUCCUUUGUCCAAACCCUCGUCAUUUCAACAGCACUAUCCUGCACCCUCAUGAGUAUGAGUCCCCGUCCCCCCCCCCCACGUGCUAACCUCGACUAUUUGAACAUGUUGUAUGUAAAAGGGAAAAGGAAAAAAGAAACAUGUGCCUUUUUAAAGAAAGCAAAGCUUAAACAUCCGAUUCGUUGCCCUUCUUUUUCCUGUAGAGCCGCGUACCUCACCUUUCUUCUUAUUGCACGUUUGGAUUUCCCCCUCGAUUCUCUGGGUCUUCCAAUUGGAACGGGCGGCCCAGUCUCCCAUCUGGUCUCAAACAUGACCCACAGUCCUAGGAGGGGUCUAGGUAGUAGAUUUUCUUUCGUCACUUUAGGAAGCUUUCAGCAGCACUUAUACCUCAAACAAAUGUUUUGGAUAUCGGAACUGGAGCUUUGUCUAGUCGUAACUUUUGCUCUUCCCCUUAUGGUCCCGGGAGUCCACUGAGGGAAUGACACAGGAUUUUGCGUAUGCCAAUCAGAGGAGAAGGGGCAUAAUGUAUCUUUAGUUUUUGGGAGUCUAUUCAGUCAUACUUUAACGGGUCAAAUCUCUUUCAGAGUUUAUAUAUUUUCCAUAAAUCUUUAAAAAGCCUUUAUAGGAUAGAAACAAUAAGAUAUAUUCUUGGGUCUGUGUACAACAUGGUAAACAGAACAUGCAGUUCCAGUUCUGCCAUUGGCUGUCCUUGAUCCUCUGUGUGGGCAUGUUUUCACAAUGCAAAUGCUGCAAAUUAACUUGCUUCCUGUAAAGUGUUGAUCGAUUAUGCUCAAUGACUGUCAUUUUGAUGACAACAUGCCGAUGCAGAGCUUUGGGUGCAGGCGCUGGCUGACUCUCCGGUCAAACCUCACACAUCUAUGAGAAACCUAAACAUUUUUUUAAUGCCCUUUUUAGUAUUUGUUGCACCCUCUCCGGCACGUUUUCCUCAACAUCAUUGCUGUUGUAGUUUGCACGUGCCUAAUACAUUUCCACGUAUAUUUAAGCAAUAGAUCACGCCAGGCUGUGGUAUGUGCUCAUUAUACCACUGUUAAGGGGCGUUGUCCGGCCCCGACGCGCAGCGGAGGGCCGGCGACCCCCUUCAUGCCACUGACUGAAGUGAUCUAUUGCUUUUAUACAACGGUUACUAUUAUGGCGAAACGAAAGUCAUAGACACACUACAUUUAAAAAGAAAAAAAAUAGCCGUUUAAUUAAAGAAUACAAAAAAGUAGUCCCUCCUGGCUGCCGCUAUGCAUCGACGGUCGCUAUGGAACACACUUCAGCGUCCCUCCGAGAGAAGGCUCCGAUAGAGCGGUUCGCCGGCAAUUUAUCCUAUGGAGCAGUUCACUCGCCGUGUGCCUAAGCUUUCGUUAGUCUCUCCAUCGCCUUGCUCACAUUUACACGCUCUCCAUCAUCCAACACAUGUUUUACUUUGUAACUGUUUCUACUUCCAGGCGCGGAGUGAUAUGCAAACUUUCACAAAAUGAUCGGGCGUCAUAGCAGUUAUGUAUGCGCUCAUUAUACAACAGUUGGGAACCAAUCAGAUCGCUGGAUUUAGGUCCCCCGUUGUAUAAAUAUAUAUAUAUAUAUAUUUCCCUUUUAUAGAUCUCGCUCUCUCCAUCUCUAUAGAUAUCUCUAUAUCUAUAGAGAUAUCUAUAUCUAUAAAUAUAUAUAUACAUAUGAGUUAAGCACUUAACUCCUAUAUCGUGGCUACUACCGUUCCCUAAAGAAUACUGUAGUUGUUGAUUGUGGAGGUCAAGCAGAGUAGGACCUCAAUGGUCCUGGAAUGGUGAGUGCCAAAGCCUCAUUUGUUUUGGUCUGUUUUUCGUUUGCUUUGGUCUGUUUCUUGUUUGUUUUGGUCUGUUUCUGUUAGUUUGGAACACAGAUCACCCUUGAUAGCAAUGAAAAUGUGGUGUCCAAAUGUUUAGACAUCUAAUAUUGUCUAACGCAAGAAUUUAAGACACCUAAAUUACUUAACCUUUCUCUGUUGGACCAUUCAAAUGGAAUACACAGGAAAUAGUUAUUAACUAAUCACUGGGCAAUUUUAUUUUAAUGCAAAGUACUAUAAAUAACCUUUGUGUUUAGGAAAGAAAAUUGAUGAAAAUAACAUUCAUAUUUUAAUAAUGGUAGCACUUAUUGGGUUGUCUUCUUGUUUUAAGGUGAACCUUAUCCCUGUCAGUAUAGUUUUAUGUUUAACAAAAAAAUUAUCAAAAUGAAUGUGAAUGUUCAAGAGAAUGAUUGACAGUGGAUUGAGAAUGGAGGUGCCCUUAAUUUCAAGAAUAUUUGGCCAAUUUAGUUAGCAUUUUGUCGCUAGAGUACAGAAUAAUCCAUGAUACAAGUAAUCGGUUUUGCAUUCGUUUACAUGUAUUAUAACUGACGCCACCAGUUUAUUUACAAUGCCAAAAAAUAUAUAUAUAUGUGAUUGAGUGAAUUUUGUAACGCUCCCAUGCUCAGGUUGUCAUUUGAUACAAUUUGCAGAUGCAUUGAUAAAACAUGCUUAACGUCCACUAGCAGACUGUAUAAACCAAAAGAAACCUAACAAACGUGGAGUUAGAAUCUGCGGCGUUGUACUGUGUUUUUAUCAGGGCCACUUUGAGAAAUAACAACACAGAACCCCAGAAAGGUGUCCCGACGUGUCUGCUUGGAGGUAUGAACGGCUGUGCCAUGUACUCCUCCUAAACAGUUAACCCCCCCUUCCCCUUCCUACCCCAUCAUCAUCUGUUCUCACACCUCCGAUUCAUUUUGUAUCCAAGUUUUUUUUAUAGUAUAGUUCUUGGGGCAAAAAAACAAACAAAAGAAAAACCGACAUUAUUCACAAUCUGCAUAAGGGUGCACUCAUGGGUUACUUUCACAUCCAGUGUGUGUACAAAUCUGCUGCUGUUUUUUUAAACCUGUAUAAAGGAAAAAAAAGAAAAACCGCAUACUUGCCUCAUACUGGCUCAAGAAUGUAUCCUGCCUCUCGGGCAUACUACAUUUUUGAGAUUGACAACUAAAUAUGCAAUACUUAUAUAAAAUAAUUACACUUACAGAGUGCAUUUCUACAUGAGACAUGAAAUUGCUUCCUUUUGUUGUUCUUUGUUGUUUUUUCCAAUAUAAGCUAUACACACAAGGGCGGACCUGCAUUCGUCUUCUCUCUCUCUCUUCAGGCCUGAGCUUUUCAGGAAAUACCAUCACGUUACUUUUCACCGCACAAAUAAAGCCUAUUAUGUUAGACGACAAGUUGACCAAAGCAAGAUAUACAGACGAAUUCAACAUAUAUCCACGUGAUUCUUUGGAUAGAAUUGUACAGUUCUUUGUUUUUUAACACAUUUUGUAUGCUAUCUCGGAUGGCUUUGGUCAAGUUGUGAAAUACUGUGAAUAGAAUAGGUUUUAGUCUUUUCACGCAAAACUGUUUGUGAAAGUAAUCGACCAGCUUGAAUCUAAAAGUUUGCACUACCCAAAUAUUGUUUUGAAAAUCUAUUUUGUAUAAAACAUAUGCAGACAUUAUCUUUAAAAAAAAAAAAAAAAAAGAUAUCAAGGGCAGAGCAUAUUUCACUGAGAUAUACUUUCUUUAAAACUUUGUUAUGCUUAAAAUUUCAUUUAUGUACAUAUAUUCAAUUAUGUAAAUGUAUUUGUCUCAAAAUACCCAUUUUUCUAACUCAUCUGUAUCAUUUCUCCAUGUAGUGUGAAUCUUAUUGAUCCUUUCCUCCAUUUAUUAAAUGUUGAAAUGUAGGCCUGUCUCAGUGGUACUUUAAAACAAAUUGUACACCGAUGCAUUUAUUCAACUAAUUCAAUUCUGAACAAUAAAAAUGGUUAUCACGGCAGCCAAUUGCUCUUCACCAAUAAAUGUGCUUUUAUCAUGGGAUGCUUGUUUUGUGGAUUUCUUCAGGGCAUACCCCAAAAAUAUACCAAGAGUAUCCAACUCCUUCAAUCUAAUAUCCAUCUAUAGCAAGUCCCAUCAUGCAAUGUAAGCAGACAGAAGCCAACAGUUUUCGGUCGGCCUAGCAGAAAUAUCCCAACAAAUAGCAACUUGCCUUGUUCAUAUAACAUCCAGGCAGGCAUGCAGGUCGACAAGAUUAGAUGGUUAUAAAAUGUAAGUGGCUACCUUGUUGCUGCACAGUGCGCUGUAGCCUGCACUUGCCAGCGGACGAGUCACUGUCACUGGUUAGCACCUGUGCUCAUUGGGCUAUGUGGGCUCAGCAUGUCGGGCCCCUUCCCUCCUGGCACCCUCCAUGUGAUCCGUGUCUUGCACCCUAUCUCUCAACUGCUCUACGACAACCACCCGGAUCGCGGUUUCAAACUAAAUAGCUUCAGCAUAUCCAUCGUUUUGAUUGAUCGUACCUUUUUUAUUUCAACAUAAACAAGAAUGUCGGAUGGAGAUGCAGUCGUUACAUCCACUGCGAGAUACGACCACAACCUGCUGGCAGACUAUAAAAAUAGGAUUCGCCUAUAUUGCCUCAAUGGCGGCCACCACCUCCAGAUGCUCCCAGAUGGGACGGUGCACGGCCAGAGGGAAGAGGAUGACGUCUACACUGUCCUGAGACUGAAAGCUGUAGAACCUGGUGUGGUUGUGAUUCAGGGAGUGGAAACUGGGAAAUAUCUGGCCAUGAGCAAUGCAGGCCACUUGCAUAGUUCAUCCACAGUAAGUGAUGAAUCUUACUUUGUGGAGGUGCUGGAAGAGAACCACUACAACACCUAUCAGCCCCGGAAGUACAAGGAGAGGAACUGGUAUGUGGGGCUGAAGAAGAACGGCAAGCCCAAGCCGGGCCCUCGCACCCACAUCGGUCAGAAGGCCAUCUUCUUCCUCCCACGACGGCUAGAUGACACAGGGGAGUGAUAAUAAUGACCUCCUAUUACUGUUAUAUUUAACUAUGUAGGUACGAUGAUGAUGGCCUUUACACCCUGUGCACCUGUACCACAACCCUUGGCUUUGGUGUGCCACCAUAUUUAUAACUGAACUGGAUGUGAGACUAUUGAUAGACUACUGUCUAUCGUGUCCUUGUGUAGGUAUGGGUGCGGGCAGUGUCCCUUUCCUAUUGUGGUAUGAUGGAUGAUAAAAUAGCGAUAUCUGCUGAAGGAAGUAGCUUGAUCAGUCCUCAUGAAUGUCAUUAUGGCUGCUUUUGAAAAAUGUGAAUGUAAAUUGACUUAAUCUCACACUCACUGUGCAUUACUGUCCUAGUAAAAAAAACAAAACUAUAUGAACAACACAAUGUAGUCAUAGAUUAUUGAUCACCUGACGAGUGUGUCCAUAUCCUUCAUAGCAUCCUUCUGACCAACCAGCGCUCAUGGUCCCUGCUAUUUGACCUGGGCUCAGUCGAAAGAACACCAGCCAACAUCAAAGACAUUCAGCUGA
Gadus chalcogrammus (walleye pollock) is the source of this 5544-nucleotide messenger RNA. RefSeq names its product fibroblast growth factor 1a (gene fgf1a). The record is from RefSeq and is a predicted model, not a curated record. Gene Ontology annotation, molecular function: fibroblast growth factor receptor binding; growth factor activity. The coding region runs from base 4558 to 5028 and encodes 156 amino acids. Gene Ontology annotation, biological process: animal organ morphogenesis; positive regulation of protein phosphorylation; positive regulation of gene expression. Lineage: Eukaryota; Metazoa; Chordata; Actinopteri; Gadiformes; Gadidae. Gene Ontology annotation, cellular component: cytoplasm. The transcript has 3 exons.